GACCAUCACAUCAAAGUUGAGACAAGUGACUCGUUCAAAAUCGAACGACCACAGCCGAAAUACGCUGACGGGCGACGAACCAGCGCACCGGCGAUUCUAUGGAGCCCUGCAAAUCUCGUCGAUGACAAGAAAGACAACGAGUUGCUGGCUGCACCAAGAGAGGCAAGGUCAGCCAGCCCAGACUCCGGCAUUGGACUCGACCAUCCGAUGGAUUCUACAGAUCUCCCAAUUGACUCUCUUCCACCAUCUACCGGCGGAUUCUCUGUUCCAGUAAUACCAACGUCACCGGCCAGAAAUGCUCUUAACCCCACCAAUCACACUCUGCCACCAUUCCUGUGGCCAUGGAUUAAUGCGCCGUACGGUGCAAUCCUCCAGACUGGACAUGACUACGAUCUGUAA
Molecule: messenger RNA, 399 nt
Organism: Ostertagia ostertagi
Lineage: Eukaryota; Metazoa; Nematoda; Chromadorea; Rhabditida; Trichostrongylidae
Source: the annotation of a GenBank genome assembly